CAGUGGCAGAGCCUCUUUUUUUUUCUUUUUUUUUUUUGGCAUUGAUACUGUUUCAAAGAAUCUUGGACCGCAUGCAUGAGAAUUUCUAUAAGAAAUAUGUUUGAAUGCAAGUUUUUUGUGCUUAAAAUUGUCCACAACAUAAUGUUUGUAUCUCAGAUUUAGUUCCCCCUCAGUAAGGCCUCAGAUUUUAGGUUUUGUUACAUAACAUAGCUUUGAAGUUCGUGGUAUUUCUACGAUUCGUCUAGACAAUGAUAUCCGCAAAGCGUGUAUUUCAAAUCAGCCGUAUGUCUUAAACGUUCUAGCUUGGCUUAUUCGCAGGAUUUGUUUCUCUCUUUCAAGAGAGCUUAUUUACAUUUAAUAUUAUGUUCUCUCUGUUUCUCCCGUCUUGGCUGAUUCUAACUGGAGGGAGGGUUGAUGGAUGCUGGACUUCGGGAGACCAAACACGAACAGUUUAUCUAAAUUGCUCCGAAAGGGGGCGCAGAACGACUUGAUGAGGCGCAUCCAAGUGGCUGAUUUGCUUACCUGCAGAUAAUAAUCCUUAAGGAAGCCAAAAGAGACUAAGAGAGCCACCCACCAAUUGAAAUUGUCUCGAAAUGGGUGCCCAUUGGAUGGUCUUUCGAAAUUGCUGCAAUAAAUUCCAUUUUCAUUUCCGCAAGUUUGGCCCGAUUCAGAAAUUGAGAAUCCCAAUUGUUUCUUUGUCAACACUCGCUCAAGUACGACCUGAUAUCAAUCGAGUAGAUCAUAAAGACUGGCUUUCUCCCAAUGAAGUCCUGAAAGUCUUCAACGGGAUAAGAGAUCCUCAGUUGCUUAUCAGUACAUUUCACAAAGUUUCUCUGCGCAAGGACUAUAAGCCCAAUGAGGCCCUUUACAGCAUCAUAAUGGAGAGGCUUGCUUACGCUCAGAUGUUUGACGCAAUUGAAGAUAUCUUGGUUAGAAUCAAAAUGGAGCGCUGCACGCUGUCGGACGAGUUCUUUCGUAAUUUAAUCAAGUUAUUUGCUCAUGUGGGGAACAAUCCUGAACGGGCUGUCAGGGCAUUAUAUGAGAUGCCUAAAUUUCGUUGCUGGCCUACUGUUGCUACUUUCAAUUGUGUGCUGAAUAUGCUUGUUUGCACAAAGAGAUACGAGACAAUGCAUGAAGUAUAUUUGAGAGCUUCUCGUCUGGGUGUCAAGCUGGAUGCUUGUUGCUUUAACAUUCUCAUCAAGGCUUUAUGUCAACUUGGAAAAAUGGAUGCUGCAUAUUCUUUGGUUGAUGAAAUGCCUAAACAAGGUUGCAAGCCUAACAGGAAAACUUAUGCAACACUGAUGCAUUAUCUUUGUGAGCAAGGCAAUGUAGAUGAAGCCUUUCAACUUUAUGAAAGAACGGAUAGAGCAGGUUGCCAUCAUGAUACAAUAACGUUCAAUAUACUGAUCUCUGGGCUCUGCAAACAGAAGAGAGUGGCAGAAGGAAUGGAUUUGCUGGAUAAGAUGAAGGGCAAGGGAUGCCUCCCUAACUCUGGGUCCUACCUGGCUGUUAUUUAUGGUCUGUUGGAUAUGAAGAAGUCUCUUGAUGCAAAAGAAUAUUUGUACCGAAUGAUAUCAGAAGGUUCUGCUCCCAGUUUUAAAUCAUUCAAGUUGUUGAUUCAAGGACUCUGUACUGAAAGAUUGUUAGAUGAUGCUGAGUUGGUUCUAAGAGAGAUGAUACGGCAUGGAUUUGUUCCUCGAAUGGGAACCUGGAGAAGGCUUCUAAACAGAAUGUUCCCAAGGGCAGGCAAUACAUAUGUCCACAAUGAUGUUGUUGAUGAAUUAACACAACUAGAAUGCAUAGGUGGGAUUUGUGAAAAGUGAUUAUGUUGCUGAAAUGGUCCUACUGGGUAUGGAUUUCAAACAAGAGUCCUUUUAUAGAGAAGAAUUUUAUGAACCUAAAAUUGAAUCAUGGAUUACCAACAAAUGGGCACACUUAAGUGGUGUACAAAUGUCAUCUAGAAUGUAAUCUCCUUGUUAACAUCAUUAAUGUCGGACUUGAUGCCACUGCCAUGGCAGCACUUAUAUAUACUUUAAUCAUUCCUCAAAAAGCAUAAUGAAGAACAGGCUUUAGCAGGUGUCUAUUCAUAAGAACUGACAAGCACUUAGGAGGAGAACUUUGGAUUUUGAUAUUGAGGAUUGACUGCUUUGUAUUUAAUUGUUCUAUAAUGGAUAUAUCAAGGUGGAGCUGGAGAGACUGAGAUCUCCCUUCUGUUUAGUUUUACUAUGUGGCCUUCCAUGGAUCAGAAGAGGAUUUUUACACGGGAGCAUCUGUAUCAGUUGCUGGUGUGAAUUUUGUUCCCUUGGAUCUACUGUUUAGCAGAUCAAAGAAACAUGAGAAGUUCAGCAAAUUGCAGACGAAAGCUGAGAAUGGACUGUGCGAUACUGCUUUGCCAUGGAGUGGCCAGAGGAAGCACUACUGAAUUAAUAGCAGGCAAUGCAGAAUUCUAUUGUAUGUUCAUGUCCAUUAGAUCUAGGAUUGUAAUUUACAUGUGAAACCAAUUUUCCUUCUGAUCUUGGUUCAACCCUAUUUCAUUGGUUCUCCAUUCUC
This is a messenger RNA of Nymphaea colorata (pocket water lily), 2550 nucleotides long. RefSeq names its product pentatricopeptide repeat-containing protein At3g14580, mitochondrial-like. Bases 594 to 1823 code for a protein of 409 amino acids. The transcript is spliced from 3 exons. NCBI's taxonomy places the organism in Eukaryota, Viridiplantae, Streptophyta, Magnoliopsida, Nymphaeales, Nymphaeaceae. The record is from RefSeq and is a predicted model, not a curated record. Gene Ontology annotation, molecular function: protein binding.